AUGUUUAAUCAAAUGAUAAAUUUAUGGGAGGAAAAAACAAAAGCGAUCAAAUCUUUCGUGGGAGAUUCGUAUUAUUAUCCUUUUACGAAUCCUAUAAUAAAUGAGAAAGUGGAAGAUAGAAUCUGUGGUUGGGGACCAAGUUUAGAAUUUUACUUAAACAAAGACAUACAUCUUGCCAAAAAGAAAUCAGAUCUCGUAGAUUACUUUAGAAAAAACUAUGAUACGGCAUUUUCUUAUCUUCGAAGAUAUCAGAGCAUUCGCGAAUUUUACGCCGACGAUAUUUUGGUAAAGAACAAAGAUAUCGAGAAUGAACGGGGUGAGUCUAUUAGAAACUUGUAA
Molecule: messenger RNA, 339 nt
Organism: Diabrotica balteata
Lineage: Eukaryota; Metazoa; Arthropoda; Insecta; Coleoptera; Chrysomelidae
Source: the annotation of a GenBank genome assembly